Messenger RNA from Tachysurus fulvidraco (yellow catfish), 1536 nucleotides. RefSeq lists its product as uncharacterized. Lineage: Eukaryota; Metazoa; Chordata; Actinopteri; Siluriformes; Bagridae. The coding region runs from base 184 to 1344 and encodes 386 amino acids. The transcript is spliced from 2 exons. The record is from RefSeq and is a predicted model, not a curated record.
ACCUGUUCAAAGAGGGAGUGCUCAAAUAAACAUUGAGCCAAGGCAGCUGCAAGUCAUCGGCACCGCUGGGCUGCACUGGAACUCCACAGAGGGAACAUAUGCACUUUCCACCUCCUAACUAAAGAACGUUUGCCUCCAUUAACAGAUUAAGACAGAAACCUCUUUCAUCACCUGACGUCCAAUAUGAUUUUGGAAGAAUGGUUUAUGGAGAACAGCGACAAGAUCGAAAAGGGAGUAGAGAUACUAGGCAAAGGCUGUGAGAUCCUUGCAGCCACUGUAGGCAAGUUCAAUCCCAUCCUGGAGGCAGUAUUUAAAGUCGCUGCUGAGCUCCUUAGCAACCCAGAGAGCAAAGAGACUAAUUAUCUAGCUGAGCAGUUUGUGAAGGUCAACCAGAAGCUGGAAAAGAUCCAGAGUGAUAUUAAAAAUAUAGAGCUGGUGAUGCAGCGAUCAUUUGUGAACAUCGAGAACUUCAAAUUCCAAGCAAACAUAAUGAGUCAGUAUGAAUAUUUUCAGUAUAUUUUCACAGCCAAACCUGAGUAUAAGAAGUUGAAGCGAGAUGAGUUCCUCAUCUUCUUUGAGAAAUUUGAGGGAGAAAAGAACCUUGAAUGCUUAUAUAAUGCUAUCAUGAUAGAGAACACCUCUGGACAGACAAUGCUGGACAUUAUAGUGGAAACUGAGCAGCGGAGCAGGAGGGCAGUGGAGGAAUUCUGUGCUAGCCUGAAGAAGCUGUUUGUGGUUGGGAUCAUCUCACUGAUGGGCUACGCUGCACUAAAGAAAGACACUGUUGAUGAGGAAAUGGGAAAGAAAUGGCUUGCCCGCAUGGAGGACGUAGAGAAGCGCAUGAAGGCAGCAGUGGAUGAGUGUGUGAACAACUUUGCUGAGCAAGCCAAGACUGAUAUAGAUGAGAUUCUCCUGGAGAAGCAGAGCAGUGUCGACCCUGAGUUUGCUAAAUUCCUACUGGAGGCUCUUGUGAAGAAGUAUGACUGGGUCUCCUGGUCAGUCCGGGUGUUUAACGAUGAUGAUGGUGGCAAACUUGUGAAGUCUCUGUUUCGGAAGAAGCGCGUUGACAAUUAUUUUGAACAUUUGUGCAGUAAUAAAAUAAGGGUUGUGGUGUCUUUCACUGCAGACCCUAAACCACUCGAUAAGAACCAGAUAAAGGAUCAAAUAGAGAAAGAGAAAGGUGGCAUGGAGUCUGUGGCUGAGUCUCUGAGCAAAAGUUUUCCCAACUGCCUUGUCCAUGCCAUAAAUUGCUCUUUAAAUGUAGAGGAAGCCAAUAAUUUUGAGUCUGAGCACCUUUAUUAUAAUUCUCACAAAAUAGCACACAUCUGUAUCCACUCUGAAUAAUGGAAUUUAGAUUAAACUAAACAUAUUGAUGUUCAAUCAGAAUCUAUUCUCUCCAGGCUUCUAUUAAUUAAAGAGUUCUAAAAUUACAAAUGUAUGAUUGUUAUUAGUAAUGAUGAUGUUAUGGCACUUAAGGAAACAAGACUGAUUAAGACUAAGGCUUGAGAUGAUCACUUUUAAUAAAGGCUUGUAAAA